AUGCAGGAAGCAGAGGUGCAAGUCGAAGGGGUUAAUGUGGUGUUUAAAGAAUCCGUGCACAAAAUCUUGGAGCGGAUCAAGAACGAGUCAUUCUUCAGGUGGCCAAACAAAAUGGGAGGCAACCCGUCCCGGAGGAACCAAAACCUAUACUGCACAUAUCACAGAGACAAAGGACACACCACCGAGCAGUGUCGGGUAUUAAAAGAUCAUCUCGGGCAGCUGGUAAAGGCAGGGUACCUGAAAGAGUUUGUAGUAGACUCCACUGACCGAGAAUCCGGACAGGGCGUCCAACAGAAAAGGAACCCCCUCCCACCUCCACUGGGGGUAAUCGAAGUCAUCCAUGCUGCACCAAGAGGAACGACAGCAGCAAAAAGGGUAUUAACAGUGGCUUGCACGGGAGGAGAUUCAGCCGAGAAGAAGAAGAAGGUUGAAUGGCUAACCAUCUCGUUCGGAGAGGACGAUUUGGAAGGAACAGUCCAACCCCAUGACGAUGCUUUGGUGGUAACGGCUCGGAUAGGCGGGUUCCUAGUGAAGAGGGUAAUGAUCGACUAA
Messenger RNA from Quercus lobata, 552 nucleotides. RefSeq lists its product as uncharacterized. The transcript has a single exon. The record is from RefSeq and is a predicted model, not a curated record. NCBI's taxonomy places the organism in Eukaryota, Viridiplantae, Streptophyta, Magnoliopsida, Fagales, Fagaceae. Bases 1 to 552 code for a protein of 183 amino acids.